AUGAACGUUCGUCGGGAGAGAUCUAAUCCUGCAAAUUUCGUCGGGAUAGACAUGUGCCAAAGAGUAGUCAUCGGGAUAGGUUUAAAAAAUUGGCCUAGGCGGCCUGGGCGGGGUUUAGGGUCUGUGUGCCAGUGUGGGUCUGUUGCAUUUUUCCCAGAUUGUCCUCCUUUGACUGUUGACACUACCUUUACACGGUUUACAAUUUGCUUGGAGAUUGGCAAUUUCUUGUUGGAGAAGUUCUGUCGUGCAUCUCGAGUACAGAAAACAUUGCAAGUUUCAUCUGACAAUAUUGGAUGGUUGCCGGGCACUCCUGGCAUGCCUGGUGUGGAGGAUGGUACAGCACUUUAA
Prunus armeniaca (apricot) is the source of this 348-nucleotide messenger RNA. The record is from the annotation of a GenBank genome assembly. Lineage: Eukaryota; Viridiplantae; Streptophyta; Magnoliopsida; Rosales; Rosaceae.